AUGAAAUCACUUUUCUUACUGCUCUCAGUAGCAGCUCUAAGCUCCCUAUCGGCAGCUUCAUACACCAAGCCCCCAGUACUGCCUCUCUUCGUCCGGAAUCCAUACCUUAGCUUGUGGCUUAAUGCUCGACACAAUCCGUGGGAUAGCUGGCCAAUAUUCUGGCAUGGACAGGAGAUUGGGUUCGGGGUGAUGGCCCAAAUACCCGCCACAAACACUGUUUACCCUCUCAUUGGACGUCCGCAAGACGCACUACUCCCAGCACAUCCGAAGGAUGGAUACACAGUUCAGUUUCCGACCUACACGGGCUUUCAGUACGACUCUUCAACUACGAACUUGACUUACUCGCUUCCAAACCCAUUGUCGGGAGAUGUCCUUGUGACGUUGAUGUUUACUAGCCCGAUUACUCCUGAGAGUACGGAGAGGCAGGCACUCCCGGCAAGCUAUGUGGAGGUUAUUGUGGAGGGUCAAGUGGAUGUUAAUAUUUACGUUGAUUUGAACGGACUUUGGGUCACACACGAACGCAAAGCGAUCAUUCAAUGGGGUCUCACCAAGGGCGAAAAUCUCACAACAUGGUCGAUUCACAAGCAAGAUCAAUGGACCUUUGCCGAAAUUAGCGAUCGGGCUGAAUGGGGCGUGCUUCACUUCACUGGUCCUCAGGACCCCACUGUCACAUACGAGGCCGGAGUAUCUGGACCCCUGCGACGCCGGUUCUCGCGAAACGCAACACUCGCAAAUACUUACGAUACCGGCUUCCGUGAGGUCAUGAAUGAGGAACCUGUUUUCUCGUUCUCCAAGCACUUUGCACUGAGUAGCAAGAAGAAUCAUACCAAGACAGAUUCGGUGCUUUUCACUGUUGCACUCAUCCAAGAUCCUGUUACACAGUUUGCAGCUGCUCGUGGCCUUACUCAGAUGAGGCCACUUUGGAGGUUUCAACACGCGACAGAUACUGAUAUGAUCUCCUACCAUUACUUUGACUAUCCCAAUGCUUACGCCCAAGGUAAGGCAUUUGCGGACAAGGUAACAGCUCAUGCUAGAGCUGUGGAGGGUGACACCUACGCGGAUAUUGUAUCAAUCUCGGCGAGGCAGGUGAUGGGAGCAACUGUUUUUGCGGGCACUCCCGAGGAUCCGAUUUUGUUCUUGAAGGAGAUUAGUAGUAAUGGGAACUUUCAGACGGUGGAUGUUAUUUUCCCAGGAUUCACAUUCUUUUUGUAUGCAAAUCCGAAAUGGCUGGCUUAUCUGCUUGAGCCGUUGUUGGAGCAUCAGAUGGCCGGGUUGUACCCAAACAAGUACUCGAUCCAUGAUCUUGGUGCUCAUUUUCCCAACGCUACAGGGCACCCUGAUGGAAAUGACGAGCCAAUGCCUGUGGAAGAGUGUGGAAACAUGUUGGCAAUGGCUUUGGCAUAUGUACAGACGUUGAAUGAUGGAUCAAAGGCAGGGAAGAAGGCGGCACAGAAAUGGAUAGAUAAGGGUGGAAGAUAUGCUCUCUGGAAGCAGUGGACUGGGUAUUUGACGGAAUUUGGGUUGAUCCCCGCUUAUCAGCUGUCUACCGAUGACUUUGCCGGCCGACUGGAGAAUCAGACCAAUCUCGCAAUGAAGGCGAUUGUCGGUAUCAAGGCCAUGGCAGAGUUGUCGUCGGUAAUGGGCAACACUGAGGACGCCGAUUACUACACUAAGGUCGGCGACGCUUAUGUCCUAGCCUGGAUUGAUUUUUCCAUGUCACGAGAUGGAUCUCAUACAAAACUUGCAUACCAUCUUUAUGGUUCUUGGGGCACGCUAUACAACCUAUAUCCGGACUCCCUUCUUUGUUUUGCCCAAAAGGGUAAUAGCGGUUAUAUUCCCCACGAUAUCUACCGUAAACAGUCACGCUGGUACUCUGCCGUUCACCAAAAGUACGGUCUUCCAUUGGAUACCCGCCACCUCUACACCAAAUCUGAUUGGGAGGUCUGGGCUGCUGCGAUCUCUAGCAAGCACACUCGUACGCAGAUCUUAGAGUUGAUGGGGCUCUGGCUUAAUGAGACAAUAACAAAUCGUCCAUUCCCAGACCUGUACGACACCGAAACCAGUGACUUCCCGGGAAUCUAUUUCAUGGCCCGGCCAGUUGCCGGCGGUCACUUUGCUCUUCUGGCACUUGAUGAAGCAUGUGGUGGUACUGGGCUCUCCUUUUUGGAACAAAAUAUUUUCUCCUCACCCCAGGAAGAGAAAGCCUUCUCUGCUGCUAUUGACCCAGAUGCAUCUCGCGCCUACGAUUAUGAGCUCACCGGUACCCCUGUUCACGGUAGUAAUGUUCAAUUCCCACCAUUCCCGCCAGGCGAGGGAUGGCCAAAUUCAUGCAAGGAGUGGGACAUUGAACAUCCACCUAAGACACCCGAGCAAAUUGCGGAUAAGGAGAAGUGGCAUCCUAAGAUGUAUCUGACCAAACAAUAUCUCACCGACGGUAUUGGUUGUUGGUGGAAGGGAGGUUGUGGGGAUGACCAGGUGGUCUAUACAAGGCCGAGCGAGUACAGAUGGGACUCCGUGGAUGAGGUUCAAAGGAUUGACAAGUGGCUCAAGACGAUGAACGGUCAGACACCGCUCAAUUAG
Morchella sextelata is the source of this 2580-nucleotide messenger RNA. RefSeq lists its product as uncharacterized. The coding region runs from base 1 to 2580 and encodes 859 amino acids. Lineage: Eukaryota; Fungi; Ascomycota; Pezizomycetes; Pezizales; Morchellaceae. The record is from RefSeq and is a predicted model, not a curated record. The transcript has 6 exons.